AUGCCUGAUCUAGGUGCACUCGUCGAUUCGUCGAUGAACAAGCUAGCCUCUAUUGAGGACCGUAUCAAUAGCUCGACUUUCGGUCGCGUCUUUCGCCUAGAUGGCUCUGGUCAUCCCAAAACCGUCCGCGGUUCCUCUUUCUUCCGGGAGAUUCGCGCCGGCUUGACCACUUUUGCCACUAUGGCGUACAUUGUUGCAGUCAAUGCCGCUGUUCUCGCGGACUCUGGAGGUACAUGCGAAUGUCCCCCCGGAUCAGAGCCGGGUUGCCCCGGUGAUCCUAAUUACGCCAACUGUCAAGCAGUUCUGAAGCGCGAUUUGAUCACGGCCACUGCCGCUAUUGCUGGCCUUGCCAGUAUCCUCUUCGGCUUCCUUACAAACCUGCCUGUUGCUCUCGGACCAGGCAUGGGCCUUAAUGCCUACUUCACGUACCAGGUUGUCGGCUGGCAUGGUACUGGCAAGGUCCCUUAUCGGAUCGCCCUCACUGCAAUCUUCGUGGAGGGUUUCAUCUUCAUAUUCCUGGCUCUGACUGGAAUGCGACAGUGGCUAGUCCGCAUGAUACCGGCUACUAUUAAGACCGCGUGUGGUGUUGGAAUUGGCCUGUUCCUUACAGAGAUCGGAUUGUCCUAUUCAGCAGGUAUUGGCGCCAUCACAGGAGGUUUCUCUACCCCCCUUGCAAUUGGUGGAUGUCCCGCCGAGUAUCUUGACGCCAAGGGCGAAUGUGCUAGCCACAUCAUGGAGAAUCCCGGUAUGUGGAUCGGCAUUUUCAUUGGCGGCAUCUUCGUUGCGUUCUUGAUGGCUUUCAAAGUCAAGAGUGCCAUCGUCAUCGGUAUUGGAAUCGUGUCAAUUAUGUCUUGGCCCCGUAAUACCCCAUUUACCUACUUCCCUUACACGGAAGCUGGUGAAGAGCGAUUCCAAUUCUUCAAGCAAGUUAUCGCAUUCCAUCCUAUCGAGUCUGUCUUGAAUGUCAACGAGUGGAACCUCUCCGGCGCCAAUGGUGCUCAGUUCGCCCUAGCACUCAUUACUUUUCUCUACGUUGACAUCAUUGACUGUACUGCAACACUAUAUUCGAUGGCCAAGUUCUGUGGAGUGGUCAGAGAUGAUGGCGAUUUUCCUCGUUCAACCAUCGCUUACUGCACUGAUGCCUUCAUGAUCUCGAUCGGCUCUCUCUUUGGUUGUUCACCCACUACCGCCUUCAUCGAGAGUGGUGCAGGAAUCGCAGAAGGAGGUCGAACUGGACUGACCGCUAUUUCCGCCGGCGUUUGCUUCCUAAUCUGUCUCUUCUUUGCCCCUAUCCUGGCCUCUGUUCCGCCUUGGGCCACAGGAUCGACCUUGAUUCUGGUCGGCUGCUUGAUGAUCCGUCAAGUCAUCAACAUCAAUUGGCAGUAUAUCGGUGACGCCGUCCCGUCCUUUGUUACGCUGGCCUUUAUGCCUUUCAGCUACAGCGUCGCCUACGGCCUUAUCGCAGGAAUGAUGGUCUAUGUCGUCCUCAACACUAUGAUCUGGGUUGUCGUGAGACUUACCAAUGGCCGAGUCACCCCGUCGAACUGGCACGAGAAAGAGGUUUAUGAUUGGGGAAUGGCAUCGAGAGAUCUCCCCGGAUGGAUGAGGUGCAUCCAGCGACGGAUUUUGCCCUCCCGCUUCCACAUGGACGACACAAAGGACGAUGUGGAACUGGUUGACAAUGAUAGCGCCAUGAACGCCGCCACUAACUCCAUUUCGCGAAGCAAUUCGGCCGAAGACAAGGACGUACACGUUGUGGAGAGUCAAAGCCACCCCAACGCCCACGUCAGCCACAUCAGCCACGUGUACCCCCAGGCUCACAUUCAACCUCAGGUUCAGCCUCAACCCUACCCUCAACCCCAGGCUCCUAUCCAGGCUCACCACCACCCCCAGGGUCAGGCUCAGACUCAAGUUCAGGGACAGCCUCGACCUCGCGAUCACGACCUGCCCUCUCUUGAUUGA
Annulohypoxylon truncatum is the source of this 1962-nucleotide messenger RNA. RefSeq names its product xanthine/uracil permease family protein-like protein. Lineage: Eukaryota; Fungi; Ascomycota; Sordariomycetes; Xylariales; Hypoxylaceae. Gene Ontology annotation, biological process: transmembrane transport. Gene Ontology annotation, molecular function: purine nucleobase transmembrane transporter activity. Bases 1 to 1962 code for a protein of 653 amino acids. The transcript is spliced from 9 exons. The record is from RefSeq and is a predicted model, not a curated record. Gene Ontology annotation, cellular component: plasma membrane.